Molecule: messenger RNA, 1371 nt
Organism: Suillus fuscotomentosus
Lineage: Eukaryota; Fungi; Basidiomycota; Agaricomycetes; Boletales; Suillaceae
Exons: 5
Coding region: 340-1371 (343 amino acids)
Source: RefSeq, a predicted model, not a curated record
GGACUUUCCCACUGCGCCAUUCUCCCAAGUCCCAACAUUCUUCCGACACAACUCUAACUCUUUAUGUAAGUUUUUGUGGGACAUAGAUUUCACGAUACAUGCAUAUUGUUUACAACCAUCUAACUACGCUUAAUCUUGAACAACAUAACCUUCCUUCAAAUUUUGCCUGCUCUCCUACUCUGUUCUUCACCGUUAGCCUACUCAGCCACUGGGGUCCAGUUCGUGUGUGCUAAAAUCCUAAGCAGCAUUUAUGCCCUCCUCAUUUACGCUUCUCGACCCUCCGGCGGUUCGUGACAUCUUGAAACUGCGCCUGUGGGCGCCAUUGAAGCUUGAAGUGCCAUGAGGGGCGCGUCGAAGUCCCACCCUUCAAACCCCGGACUUACUCGACACGAUAUCAUACCUGCAACCAAUCCCAGAGUCACUCCAAAUACUCCAGUUCCUGAGCCGCCCCCUCGUUCUUCGAAAAGAGACGACUAUUCUCGGGUCACGGUCCUUGUAGACGAGGCAGACGUCCUCUUCGAUCCGGACUUUCAAGAAUCCACUCGCAUGCUUCUUGGUGAUAUUACUGCAGCCCGUGGUUCACCUGUCCCAACACGCGGGAACAAAAAUGCAGACAUCGAGCGCCGCAUCCGUCGCGUAUGGGCCAAAGAUGCCCUCGUGCACUCCAAGACCGCAACCGGUUUCGGCCCCAUCAAACUCUCCAAGCUCCUCGUCUUCUGCAACAAAUCCAGCAAAGUCGAGCAACUGGCUGCAUUCCUCGACGGCUGCGGGAUCAAACGCGUCGCGCUCACCGGUGGUGUGGAAAUGCAGAAACGAGGGUCGAAUCAUCAUCUCGACGGGUCCUUGGGGCCUGUCCAGACGGGUCCGGGUGUGUGUCAUCCGGCUCAGACACCUCAUGUGCUUGUCACGACCUCGCUUCUUUCCCGUGGGCUAUAUUUUUCGCCUAUGAUCAAGCAUGUGUUCAUUGUUGACGAGCCGAGGAAUUUGAUUGAUUUUUUGCAUCGUGCUGGUUGUGCUGGACGUGCGGGCCAGGUGGGAAAGGUGGUGGUGUUUGGGAGGGCGAAAGGGAGUGGUAGUGGGCGGAUGGAGGAGGUUAAAGAGAAAGUCAAGGCUUGCUGGAUAGAUGGUGGUGUUACAGUGAAACUCCUGAUAACAUUUGUGAUAAAACUAUGCUUAAUCGACAACGCGACUUCCCUUGACAUAAAUCUCACCUCCUCUCUCACUCUGUUCUUAACCAUUAACCACUCUUACAGGUCCAGUUCGUGUGUGCAAGCUUUAAACAGCAUUCAUGCUCUCCUCAAAGUUUCCUUACACUCCUACGACCCUCCGGACGUCCGCCAAACCGCGCCCAUGGGUGCCAUUGAAGUAUAA